AUGCACCAACGUAGCAAGCGAGCUGCUACUGGCUUGCUCGUUGCAGCGAACUUGCUCAUACCGGCUGCUAUUAUAAUCUUUGCCGCCGGCUUCUUUCCCUACAAGCCCUUUCUCGCUGGAAAUGCUCAAUAUGACGACCUAGAUCAGGCCCCAGCACCCCCCUUUGACCGCGUCGUAUUUAUGGUUGUGGACGCCCUCCGGAGCGACUUCGUCUUCGCAGAGGGCUCUGGUUUCGAGUUCACUCAGGGACUGAUUCGAGAUGGCGCUGCGAUUCCCUUUACGGCCCAUGCCGCAUCCCCGACCGUGACGAUGCCUCGCCUCAAAGCCAUUACUACGGGCUCCGUUCCUUCGUUUCUCGACGUCAUCCUGAAUCUGGACGAGGCCGACAGUUCGUCCACGCUCGCUUCCCAGGAUACUUGGCUUGCACAAAUGAAAGCAAAACAAACUGGAAAGCUGCUCAUGUUUGGAGAUGAUACUUGGCUGAAGCUGUUCCCCGACACCUUCGAUAGAGCCGAUGGCACCUCCAGCUUUUUCGUCUCGGAUUAUACCGAGGUAGACAACAAUGUCACUAGGCACAUCGAUGUCGAGCUGCAGCAAGACGAUUGGAGCACCAUGAUUUUGCACUAUCUUGGCCUGGACCAUAUCGGCCACAAAUCCGGGCCGCGAAGUUCUGCCAUGUUCCCCAAACAACGGGAAAUGGACGAUAUCGUCCGCCGCAUCUACCAGGCUAUUGAGACACAAUCGCAUCUGGGAUCCACGCUGUUGGUUCUUUGCGGCGAUCAUGGUAUGAACGAUGCAGGCAAUCACGGCGCCUCCUCGGCCGGCGAAACAUCGCCAGCCUUGGUCUUCUUGUCCCCGAGUCUAAAGUCCCUGUCCCGGUCUCUAGAUGCCCCGGCUCCCCACGCCGAAGACUUCCAAUACUAUUCACGUGUACAGCAAUCUGAUCUGGCCCCAACACUCGGUGCUUUGCUGGGCUUUCCGGUACCAAAGAAUAAUCUUGGCGCCAUGAUACCCGAAUUUCUGCCUCUGUGGCUGGACAAGCGUGACCAGGCGUACAUUAUGAUGCACAACGCCAAACAGAUAUUCGAAAUUGUGUCAGCAGCCUUUGGCGACACGCUGUCGGCUGGGCCUUACGACGCCGUGGACUGCUUGAAAUUGUCGUCCGACGCUGACAGGCUAGCUUGUGAGUGGCAUGUUCUGGCCAGGCAAGGUGAUCUUGACAAAGUUGCCGACAAUGAUGAUUGGGCUCGGCAGGUACUGCAAUGGCUGCGAGAGGCUCAACAUCUCAUGAGUGGCAUGGCAAGCAAUUAUGAUAUAACAAGGCUGACUCAGGGAGUGACAAUCGCUCUGCUUCUAGCGGUCAGCUCAAUCCUGGCUGUUUUUCUUGUUGCCGAAAAGAGCACGGGCGUGCCGCCAUGCUUUGCCGCGAUCAUGCUCCUAUACGGCAUCAUGAUGUUUGCAAGUAGUUAUGUUGAAGAGGAGCAGCACUUUUGGUAUUGGGCAACAACAGCGUGGCUGUUGUAUCUCUCUCGGACACGCCUACAGAAAUCGACCAGAGUACCCUACUGGGCAGUGUUGGCGAUUCUUGUCUCAAUCCGACUCAUGAGGGGCUGGAACCAGACGGGCCAGAAGUUCGCGGGUAACCCUGACCUCGUAAAGCUCUUCCUGGCACCGAAUCCCGAGAUCCUCUGGUGUCUUGUCAUCGGGACUUACGCCGUACUUUUUGUCGAGCUCAUGUCGAAUGCCAGGGGAAUUUUCCCAGGUGCCAUUGCGAUGCCGUUGAUGCUCGGCGUCGUCACAUCUGCGAUGUCCUUCAAGAUCGCCUUUGCCAACGAGGACGCUCCAGAGCUAGUGACGGGAUUUGUGCGCAGCCUGCUGCAGCUCAUGGAAGGGCCAUCGCUUUUGUCGCGAGCACGGGUGGUCUUGCUCGGGCUGGCAUUGGCAUUGGCAUAUACUGUCUACUUUUUGUUGACGCGCAGACGGGUAAGGCAUCUCGAAGACAAGCUCAAAAGCGAGAGUUCCCGCGAAGCUGGCGGCUCAGGUCCAGAGCAGUUGGCCGCCAUGGCAUUGUUGCACAACUUGUACACGGUUCUCGCUCUCACGCAGUCCCGAGUAACUAAUAUCCCACUAUUUUUGCUCUUCCGACUGCUGCAGACCUAUCUGCAAAGGCUCAAGCUAGAUGUGGCAGAAAUCACGACGUCGGCUAUCCUAUUGCAAUUCGCCUCGUUCUUUGCCAUGGGAGGAAGCAAUGCCAUAUCUUCGGUGGACUUGUCCAGUGCUUAUAAUGGAAUCAGCGGGUUCAACGUCAUGGCGCAAAGACGGCUGUCGCAAAACCUUAUUCCUCCGACAUGGUGCGUUACUUACAUUAUUUGUGACCACUAG
This is a messenger RNA of Pestalotiopsis fici W106-1, 2382 nucleotides long. RefSeq lists its product as uncharacterized. NCBI's taxonomy places the organism in Eukaryota, Fungi, Ascomycota, Sordariomycetes, Amphisphaeriales, Sporocadaceae. Gene Ontology annotation, biological process: GPI anchor biosynthetic process. Bases 1 to 2382 code for a protein of 793 amino acids. The record is from RefSeq and is a predicted model, not a curated record. Gene Ontology annotation, cellular component: endoplasmic reticulum membrane. The transcript is spliced from 9 exons.